AUGGGGUCGGGAGACGGUAUACACGUCCUGCUUGGUCUUACUGGAAGCGUAGCAUCAAUAAAGGCACCCGAGUUGGUGUCCCUUCUUCAAGGAGAAGGAUUUACUGUUAAUGUCGUCGCCACAAAGGCUGCACACCACUUCUUUGACAAGAAAGAUAUAAUAGUUCCGAUGUACGAGGACGAGGAUGAAUUUAAUUGCUGGAGCUCUCGCGGUGAUGACGUCCUGCAUAUAAAGGUACUGCCAAGGUUAGUACUUACUUAUUCAGUAGUUGAAAAACUGGGCAGACGUAUUUCUUAUAGCUCCAAUGUCGGCCAAUACACUGGCGAAAAUAUCGAAUGGACUUGCCGACAACCUUCUAACAUGUAUCGCUAGAGCCUGGUAUUUCGACAUCAGUAAGAUAUGUGGAAGCAGGAAGAAAAUCGGGCUUUUUGCGCCGGCUAUGAAUACAGAUAUGUGGAAUAA
Messenger RNA from Spirometra erinaceieuropaei, 462 nucleotides. NCBI's taxonomy places the organism in Eukaryota, Metazoa, Platyhelminthes, Cestoda, Diphyllobothriidea, Diphyllobothriidae. The record is from the annotation of a GenBank genome assembly.